Molecule: messenger RNA, 360 nt
Organism: Histoplasma capsulatum G186AR
Lineage: Eukaryota; Fungi; Ascomycota; Eurotiomycetes; Onygenales; Ajellomycetaceae
Exons: 1
Coding region: 1-360 (119 amino acids)
Source: RefSeq, a predicted model, not a curated record
AUGAAGCCGCAGACGAGGACGAGGAGGGGGGAGGGGGGAAUGGCAGGAGGAAUAAGAGAGAAAAGCUGCUGCUGCUGCCGCAUGCCGGCCCACCAAGCUCUGGCCGCGGGCAGGGAAGGGCAGGGAAGCCGGCCUGAUGAUGGUGGCGGACUGGGCGGAACAGCAAGGAGCGAGCGGGUUUCGGUCCAGCCCUCGCUAGCCACCGCUUCCUCCACGGAUAGAGUUCACGCAGAGGACAGAGAGGACGAGGGCGAGGACGAUGGCGGCUUGCUGCUUGUAUGUACCGGUACAUGGGAUGAGCAGUGCGGGACGGAGGCUGUAGCUACGGCCAUCGCAUUGUCUGAUUCUACUUGUGCAUGA